AUGUGGUUGUGGACAUCGUCUCUCAACUUCGUCUUGGCAAUACUUCAACUGGGUUUCAAUCUACUCGUAUUGAUCGCUGUUGCUUCGGAUCGUCGUCUUCAUACCAACAUCCAUCUCCUAUCCACUAGCUUAUGGGUUUGCAAUAGUAUCACUGCAAUCGUCACCAUCUUCUUCUCUCUAAAUCCAUCGCAAUGUCUAGAAGUACCAUGUUUCCAGCAUCAACAACUUCCGAAACAGCUCGUCGACAUGAAGUCCCGCUCGUUCGCCGAAUUGGAAAAGUUUCCGGCGCUGACGACAGCGAUUCUGUUGAACUCGACGAUUAGCUUGCUGACCUUGCUGACAAUUGGAUUUGUACACGCGCUCGCUCGACACAACUAUCAUCUAUCGAGAUCGCAACUGUCCCGUCUGAUCGGUUCAACUUGGCUUCUCGUGACGUUGCUACUGUUAUCCGACUUCUUCCUAAUCCGUCUAUCCCGCUCUUUCGUCUUAGCCGUUCCAUUCCACCUCGCUCUCCUAUCAGUCUUUCUCGUGCUUAAUCUGAUUAUCCAUCCGCUCAAUUUGAUCCAACUGAUAAUUUCACAAAGAUUAAAUCCCGAGGAGAACAGUCAUACGGUUCGGUUGAAAAAGGAUUGUGCGACAGCGUCACUCUGGUUGCUUCUCAACAGACAAAACAACUCUAUCAUGGGUAUCGAAGUUGCCGCAUUUUCCGUGCACUGUGUUGCGAAUCCAUUGAUAGCAGUCAUAAGAGACAGGCAGCUAGAAAGGAGUCUCUCUAGAAUUAUAAUGAGAAAUAAACGACCACGUACGAACCACGAAGAAGACUUGAUCAUUGCUCUGAUGCGUGACCCACCACCGCCAUACACCGAAUAA
This is a messenger RNA of Caenorhabditis briggsae, 870 nucleotides long. NCBI's taxonomy places the organism in Eukaryota, Metazoa, Nematoda, Chromadorea, Rhabditida, Rhabditidae. The record is from RefSeq and is a predicted model, not a curated record. The transcript is spliced from 6 exons. The coding region runs from base 1 to 870 and encodes 289 amino acids.